AUGCAUCUUCCAACAAUCACAUCGCUCCUCCUGGCCGCUGCCCUCCCGGCGGCGGCACGCAGCCUGACCAGCGCAUCAUCCUACGGCCUCGCCGCCCGGGCCGAGCUGGCCGAGCAACAACUCGUUCGCCGUCAGGACCCUGCUGCGCCCGGCGCUGCCCCCGUGCCCCCGGUCGAGGGUGGUAGGGGCAAGGGAAAGGGCGCUGAAGGCAAAGGAAAGGGUGGUGAGGGUAAAGGAAAGAGGGGACAGGGUAAGGGGCAGGGUAAGGGCAAGGGAGCUCAGGAGGAUUUCCCGCGCCCGGGAGGGGCACCUCGCCCUGAGGGAGCACCCCGUCCUGAGGGAGUUCCUCGCCCAGAGGGAGCACCUAUUCCUCGACCGGAGGGAGCACCCCGUCCUGAAGGAGCUCCUCGCCCAGAGGGAGCACGUCCUGAGGGAGCUCCUCGCCCAGAGGGAGCACCUAUUCCUCGCCCAGAGGGAAUCCCACGCCCAGAGGGAGGACGUCCUGAGGGAGCACGUCCUGAGGGAGCUCGGCCAGAGGGAAUUCCGCAACCGGCCCCGCUAGGAGACAAGGAGAUAGUCCAGCGUGCAGGCCAGCCAGGAGCCCCUCGCGGAGGCCAGCAGGGCGGCCAGGGAAAGGGAAAGGGAGCCCGCGGUAAGGGCAAGGCAGGUCAACAGGGAGGCCAACGCGCUGGCCAGCAGGGCAACGACGAGGAUGAGGAGCCGGCAGCCCCCCGGGCAGCUCAGCCCGGAGCUCAGCCAGGUGCCCAGCGUGGGGGCCAGCAGGGGGGUCAGCGCGGAGGUCAAGGUAAAGGCAAGGGAGCCCAGGGCAAAGGAAAGGGCAACAGAGGGGCGGGAGCUGGCGCCAAGGCCCCGGCCGCACCGGCCCCUGCUCCCAAUGGUGGUGACGAGGAGUAG
Molecule: messenger RNA, 915 nt
Organism: Pyricularia oryzae 70-15
Lineage: Eukaryota; Fungi; Ascomycota; Sordariomycetes; Magnaporthales; Pyriculariaceae
Exons: 1
Coding region: 1-915 (304 amino acids)
Source: RefSeq, a predicted model, not a curated record